This is a messenger RNA of Priapulus caudatus, 1037 nucleotides long. Its product is annotated as proteasome subunit alpha type-3-like. Lineage: Eukaryota; Metazoa; Priapulida; Priapulimorpha; Priapulimorphida; Priapulidae. Gene Ontology annotation, biological process: ubiquitin-dependent protein catabolic process. The record is from RefSeq and is a predicted model, not a curated record. Gene Ontology annotation, cellular component: proteasome core complex, alpha-subunit complex; synapse; nucleus. Bases 65 to 865 code for a protein of 266 amino acids. The transcript is spliced from 10 exons.
GACAUCAAUCUACCCGGCGAACGUUUGCACGGUUUUAUGGAAAUUAUUUUACAAUUAUUAUAAAAUGAGUUCCAUAGGCACUGGGUAUGAUUUGUCAGCAUCACAAUUUUCACCAGAUGGCAGAGUAUUCCAAGUAGAAUAUGCAAUCAAAGCUGUAGAAAACAGCAGCACUGCAAUUGCAAUCAGGGGCAAGGAUGGAGUUGUAUUUGCUGUUGAAAAUCUCAUCCUGUCAAAGUUGUAUGAGAAAGGAACUAACAAACGUAUACACAACCUAGAUUCACACAUAGGAAUGGCAAUGGCUGGUCUACUGUCUGAUGGCAGGAGCCUUGUAGACGUGGCACGCACUGAGGCCUCGAACUACAGGAUGGAUUAUGGUUCAUCCAUCCCACUGAAGACGAUGGCAGAUAGAAUGUCAAUGUACAUGCAUGCCUACACUCUAUACAGCGCUGUCCGUCCCUAUGGUUGCAGUAUCGUAAUUGGUUCAUAUGAGGAUGGGAACCCACAGAUGUACAUGGUUGAUCCAUCUGGAGUUGCUAUGGGAUAUUAUGGUAUUGCAAUUGGAAAGGCGAGACAAGCAGCAAAAACGGAGAUUGAAAAACUGAAGAUGACGGAAAUGACUUGCAGAGAGCUAGUGAAAGAAGCUGCAAAAAUGUUAGUCGAGAUUUUAACACUCGCUUUUUUAUUUGUCAUACACGUAGUUCACGAUGAAGUAAAGGAUAAAGCAUUUGAAUUGGAACUAAGUUGGGUUGGUGAAAUGACUGGAGGAAAGCAUGAGCGUGUGCCAGAUGACCUUAGAGCAGAGGCUGAGAAAUACGCCAAGGAGGCUUUGGCAGAGUCAGACGAAUCUGAAGAUGAGGACAUGUGAGGAUUUCUCCAGAUACUGAUGUAUACUUUAGUUAUGUUCUUAUUGUCGUAUGCUAGCCUGAAAUCUUCACGCAAACAUGCAAAUGUGUGCGAAUAUGAUUUGUAUUAUAAUAAUGUCGUGUCACAAAAUUGUGUGUUGGCGUUUCCUAUGUAAUAAAUUACUAUCAGUGAUG